This is a messenger RNA of Oncorhynchus mykiss (rainbow trout), 519 nucleotides long. The record is from RefSeq and is a predicted model, not a curated record. Lineage: Eukaryota; Metazoa; Chordata; Actinopteri; Salmoniformes; Salmonidae.
GUAUUUUCUGCUUCUUUCCCAUUCUUCUCUUAGGAUGCCCAUGAAUGUGUGUUGCUCCUCCUCUUUCAGCUGAAGGAGGAGGGUAUGGCAUUAAAGGGCUCACCAGAGCCAUACACCUGCCCUGUGAAGCAGUUAGAAUUCAAGCUGAAGACUUCCCGUACCUGCACCAGCUGUGGAGUUAUAGUGUAUGGUCAGGAGGAUUACAAUCACUUGUCCCUGAGCCUGAGCCAUUACCUGCCACACAGCCUGGACCUCUACUUUAAGCCAUCUGCGUUAGAGUGUGCAUGCAGGGUGUGCUCAGGCAGCAUGGCAUCUGUGACUAUGCACUUCCUCACGCUGCCCCGGGUCCUAAUGCUUCAUAUCAAGCGAUUUACUGCAGGCGACUGGGAGCCAAAGAAGGUGGAUGAUCCCAUGUCCAUCCCUGCAGAAAUAACCCUCCCAGCCGUAUGUGGGAAGACAGCCCAUGUCCAGUAUGGAGCCAGGUUGGUUUACACUCUGUUUGGGGACAUUGCACAUUGA